Triplophysa rosa is the source of this 936-nucleotide messenger RNA. RefSeq names its product vacuolar protein sorting-associated protein 37B-like. The record is from RefSeq and is a predicted model, not a curated record. Lineage: Eukaryota; Metazoa; Chordata; Actinopteri; Cypriniformes; Nemacheilidae. The coding region runs from base 139 to 936 and encodes 265 amino acids. Gene Ontology annotation, biological process: protein targeting to vacuole; protein targeting to membrane; ubiquitin-dependent protein catabolic process via the multivesicular body sorting pathway. The transcript is spliced from 4 exons. Gene Ontology annotation, cellular component: ESCRT I complex.
UGUUGUCGGCAUGGGGUGAGAGUUUGUCCCAUGUAAGUUCGGAAGUCUCUACGUAAUCAGUCUCUCUGAAGCGUGUGAUCAUGUUUCAAUGGUUCAUGCACCUCGACCUCACAUCAUCACUGCAGUCAAGUCGUUGCAAUGUAUCGCGAAUGGGAGUCGACGGUAAAUUUGGAUUAUCUAAAAUGUCUACACACCGCUCAACUUCUGGAUCUCUUGGAGGACGACGAGACGAUACGCGACACUGUCAGAGUCAAUUCAAAGUCACGGGGUCUUCAGAGAUCCAAAAUAAUGUUACAGGCAUCGAACUCUCGGCUUGCAGAACAGAAUUUUAUAUAUCAGCCAUAUCUGACCAAAACAAAACUACUUUUGGCUGAAAAACAUCGCGAUCUCGGUGAGCUUGUCUCAUCUGUUCGACGCAGACAGAGAAAGCUGGAGACUUUACAGCAGAGAUUCAACCUUCGAGUGAUUCAUUCAUCACUUAAAGAGAAGAUCGAUUUUUCCCUGAGAGAGUCAAAGAAUAUUUGGCAAAGAUUUGUAGAGGGAAAACUGCUGCCGACUGAUUUUGUUGAAUCACUUCAAAACACACGAAAAUUAUACCACACACGUCUGGUUCAGGUUGAGAAGAUCCAGAAUCUCAUCAGACAAACACAGAUUUACGAAAAAGAUAUUGGACAUUAUCUAACCGUCCUGCAAACACCAACCAAUAUCACUAUUUGCAGUGGCAUCUCUCCUGUUAUCUUUCUGCCCGAUCUUCAUUUACAGACAUCAUAUCUGACUCCUCUCCAGCAGCAUGGCUGUGUUGAUUCCUGUUUGAUGUCCCACAAUGAACUGCUUCAUAAACAAGGUCAUUGUAAGUGCAGAGAGAGUCAUAAAUGGCCACAAAGACAUUUUCAUUUACAGCCACUUGAGAUUUACAAGCCCAAGACUUCAAAGUAA